CUCUCUGCCCGACUGUCGCUCCGCAGCCAACUCCUCGCCCUUCUGCGGGCCGUCUCCCGUCACCCAAGCGGACGCAGGGAGUCGAGGCCCGGCUUGCGGGGCGCCAUGGAGGGCUGCCGCCUGACGGGCGCCGCGGCGGAGAGGCUGGCUGGCUGAGGUGGACCCGCGCCGGGCGGAGGCAUGCGGAGCCCAGGCGGGAGUCUGCUUCAGGCGCUCCCCCGGCUCCUGCAGCACGUCGUCCGCCCGGGCCGCGCAGAGCUGCCAUCCGGCUGGGCCCUGGUGCGGGCGGCGGGCGGGGACGACUCGGCGGACCGCCUCCCCCGCGGGGGCGGGGCGAGCGCGGCAGCAGCGGCGGCGGCGGCCUCGGGCGCCCUGCUCGGCGCCUAUCUGGAGCGCCACGGUCAGCCCGCGGCCUCUGAGGUGCCGGCGCCGGGCGGGGCCUUGGCGGGCGGCCCCGGGAGCAGCGGCGGCGGCGGCGUGGUGGUCGGGGUGGCCGAGGUGAGAAACUGGCGCUGCUGCUGCCUCGGCAGCACCUGUUGGUGCCGGAGCCUCGUGCUGGUCUGUGUGCUGGCCGCCCUGUGCUUCGCUUCCCUGGCCCUGGUCCGCCGCUACCUGCAGCACCUCCUGCUCUGGGUGGAGAGCCUUGACUCGCUGCUGGGGGUCCUGCUCUUCGUUGUGGGCUUCAUCGUGGUCUCAUUUCCCUGCGGCUGGGGCUACAUCGUGCUCAACGUAGCCGCCGGCUACCUGUAUGGCUUCGUACUGGGCAUGGGUCUGAUGGUGGUGGGCGUCCUCAUCGGCACCUUCAUCGCCCAUGUGGUCUGCAAGCGGCUGCUCACCGCCUGGGUGGCCGCCAAGAUCCAGAGUAGCGAGAAGCUGAGCGCUGUUAUUCGCGUCGUGGAGGGAGGAAGCGGCCUGAAGGUGGUGGCGCUGGCCAGAUUGACCCCCAUACCUUUUGGGCUUCAGAAUGCAGUGUUUUCGAUUACUGAUCUCUCAUUACCCAACUAUCUGAUGGCAUCUUCAGUUGGACUGCUUCCUACCCAGCUUCUGAAUUCUUACUUGGGUACCACCCUGCGGACAAUGGAAGAUGUCAUUGCAGAACAGAGUGUUAGUGGAUAUUUUGUUUUUUGUUUACAGAUUAUUAUAAGUAUAGGCCUCAUGUUUUAUGUAGUUCACCGAGCUCAAGUGGAAUUGAAUGCAGCUAUUGUAGCUUGCGAAAUGGAACUGAAAACCUCUCUGGUUAAAGGCAAUCAACCAAAUUCGAGUGGCUCUUCAUUCUACAGCAAGAGGACCCUAACAUUUUCUGGAGGUGGAAUCAAUAUUGUAUGAUUCUAAAGAAAUGUAUGAUUGUCAAGAGCCUAUUGUGCUGUCCAAGGUCUAACAGUCACUUCCCUAGUGGGCAGAGACAAGUUCUAUUUGUAUUACGGCACAAACAAAACUGACUAGUUUUUAAUUGCACAGUUUUUUUAAAAAGCAAGAAUCAUUUUCUGGAUAUGUAAGUGUAAAUGUAGAUGCAAUUUUGGCUGCACCUCUUUCUCAUGCCUGUAAUGGCCUAUAGGUCUGCACUUUAGUGUUUUUUAAUUAUUUUAUUUCUGGGUACUUAUGAACAGAGAAAUAACCCAAAUAUUUUUUCUGCUUAGUGUCUUUAUUUAUAAAGUAUACAUCUUCUUUACUUAUAAAGCUGAGUUAAAGUAUGCAGUCUUAAAUGUGUAAUAUUAUUGGAUGUUCUUUGCUUAGUCUUUCCAGAAAGAAUAAACAGUGUUUUUUUUGUUGUGUUAAGUGGGACCAUUUUGUUUUCCUUUUCUGUGUUAGAAAAAAGACAUUAAUUUUCAGUUGAAUGUAUUUUUGCAAGCAUCACAUUAUUGCAGGGUCAUUUACACCUUUUCACACAAGCUUAAAUCCUACAUUGUGGGACUGAAGUGCUCUUAAAAUAAUCUUUUUAUUUUCACUGUGUAAUAUGCAAAGCAAAAGGGAAAUUAUUUAGUGGGUGGUGGCUGAAAAUUAGAACUCAUGUUCUAGUUUGAUUACAUUGGCUGUACCCUCCUUAGAUCUUCCAUCAAAGGGCUGUCCCAUUGCAAUCUUACUAAAACAUUUAUUAAAAUAGACGUUUUUCCUUUUUAUAAUAAUAAUUAGGCUUUGAAAUAAAAAUAUUAUUCCUUUAAAAUGGUGGGCUUGCCAUCAUUGAAGAUGUCACUCAGGUGGCCUUGUUUAGCAUUUUUUAAAAAUCAAGCUUUAAAAUCAUCUUUAUAGUUCCAUGGAAGUACUUAUAUAUCUGUCUCAUAGUUUUCAGCUUUAGAACUCUAAAUAUAAUAGUAACUUAAUUCCCAGAUUUGUGUUAUUUGCCCUAUUAUAGGUAAGUUUAUUUUGUUUUGUUUUAGUACAUGUUUUUCUCUGAUAAGACUCAGGAAUUCUGAAAUGUGAAAUUAAGUGUCUCAAUUCUUUCUCUUGUAGCAUGAAUUAAUAUAUUUAUUAGUAGCACUUAUGAUUAUUGACACAAUAAUUCAGCAUAUGAUUCAUAUGACGUGCAACAUUCAUCAGUCACCUCUAUUUUAAAGUAAUUUAAUUGUAAACUUAAUGAUUAGUUUAUUUACAAAUGAGAUUUUAGAUAUUAGUGCAAAUUUUCCAGUAGGUAGCUCUUUUUUGGCUAUGAAUAUUUGACUUAUCAGAGAUCUCUCAUUUGCCUAUUAAUUAGGGUGACACCUUUGCCCUGAUUAAUUAAAAUACAAAGUAAUUAUUUGAAAACAAAUUAUUAUAUUCCUAUGCUAGAGAAGAAUUUAAUCAUAAGGUUUUUUUUUGCCCUAUUCAUUAUAAUUGUUUUUCUUUCCUUCAUAAUGAGUAAAUUAUCUUUAAGUAAUGGUAGAAGACUUCAGUUGCACAAUAUUCUGAGAGGCACUUAGAUCUCAGCACUUGAUUGGCCUCCAAAUCCUUCCUUCUAUUAUUGGUAGAAAAAAAAUUAUAUAAAUAUUGAAAUAUCCUUAUUCUUCUUUUGAGUCCUAAUGCUUAUUUACGUUUUUAAAAAAAAUUGAGUUUAGCUCAACAAUUCCAGUGAACAAUAUAUUUUAUUUAUUCUUUUCUGUCUGACAUGGCAGUGUUUUUCUUGUGCAUCUUUGCUUGUUGGUUAAUUUUGGUUAAAGGAACCAUUACUGAAGAUCACUGUUUCCAUACUUGUUUUAUACUUCAUGUAUUUUGAAGUACAUUUAUUUACUUUUAGUAUUUGUGACUUGAAAACUUCACCAAAAUUGAGUACCUUUUGGUAGUUUGUAGUGGGUUCUUUAAAAUGUUAUACUUUGCUUGGUACUUGUAUUAAAUAUGUAAAGGUAAAAGAAAUAAUUUUUCUGUAUUCUGCCAAUCAUUUUAUAUAAUAAAUCAUUCAUUUUUUCUUAAAACAGUAUGAAUUGACUGUUUCUAAAAUACUGAUCUAUAGCUGCAGUUCCCCUUUAGUAUUUGCAGCCUCUAAGAAAACAGCAACCCCCUCACGGUCAAGCUAUUUGACAGGUAGAUUUGGUUGCUGGGUGUUUGGGUUAUACUCAUUAUCAGUUGUGCAAAGCAUCACCAUGCCUUAUUCACUGUGUCUUUAAUGCUGCGUCCCAGACAUGGCAGCAACACGUUUCUAGAGAAUACUUUAAUGUUGCACAAAUAUUGUCUCCAGUCAUUAUAUAUGUAUUAAAUGUUUCCAGUCACAUGUAUUUGUAGAAAUGAAAAUGCUUUAUAAUGAAAAAUGCUUUAUACUCAUUUUAAAGAGCAUAUGAUCCAUCUAAUUUCCAAAUCUGAUGAAUGGUAUGUUUUUAUCUUUAAUUGUUUGGGCUUUUCCAUAAGUUUUCCAUAUUCUGGUUUAUUGAUAAUUUUGUUUACAUUUUGCCAAAUUUUGUCAUGUACAUUACUUUAAUAGCACCUCCUUUUAAAAACGUAUAUAUAAUUUACUGUUUUCAUGUCCAUUUCUAUUGGAUUAUCUGAUGUGCAACAACUUGAAAUUUGUACUCCUUGUUUUGCAAAAAUAAUAUAACCAAAUCUCCAUCAUUAGAAUCUGCAUUUUGAGUUUAUGUUCAGAAGAGACUGGAUUUAUUCAAUGCCAGCCAUACUUGCCCCUGAUGCAUUAUGUAACCAGCUACAAACCUUUCUAAGGUGGCUUUGAAUAGAAUUAGGUAUACAACUAAUAGAUUCCUUCCUCCCUGUGAGGUGAUUAAGUUCAGUCAUUACUCCUAUUUGCCCUUUAUAUAACUCAGCUAACUGGUUAAAGUAGCAUAUAUCCCCAGCAUUGCUGUUUGUCGAUGUGCAGUGCUGAAUUGGACUACUCUUGGGGAGAGAGUGCUGUGACUUAAAUUUGUCAAUAUUUGUAAGCUGUGAAGCUGUCUUUAGAAUGCUUGAGAAAGUCACUAGGUAUGUUCCAGGUUGGUUAUGUUAUGGUAAAUCAUGCCAUUCAUUUUGCAGAGAAAAAGAUGAUUGUACUGCCCUCAGGAACAAAGGUCUGACCCAGGUUGAUAGCCUUAGUGGUAGAAUUUUGUUUCAGCCAGAGGCUAUUGACUGUCUCAGAGUGAUGGUCAGUAUUAUAUUGUCCAGAUUUUAGAUCGGAUGUUGCUGAUUUCUGUUGUAAUAAAGUUUUUAAUAUAUAAUUUGCUUUAAGGUCAUUGCUUUAAACUGAAAAGCCAUUUAAAAAGGGAAAAGAAUCACUGUUUCACAGGAUAUUUAAAACUCAGGAGUCAAUAAGCUCACACAUUUAACAUAAACUUUUAACUUAUUCCACAACUCAAUUAUAACUUGGUACUUCUGAACUACAAAGUGAUUGCUGCAAAUUAUUUUCAAAGGUGGCUGAAGAUUGAAAGUAGAAAGUUCUAAAUGUGAAAUCAGCAAAUGUCUUGAAUAAUUGGUAUCCCAAAUCACUUGUGUGCCUGAGAAAAUAAAAAGUAAUAUUUUA
Messenger RNA from Marmota monax (woodchuck), 4909 nucleotides. RefSeq names its product transmembrane protein 64 (gene Tmem64). The record is from RefSeq and is a predicted model, not a curated record. The coding region runs from base 181 to 1326 and encodes 381 amino acids. Lineage: Eukaryota; Metazoa; Chordata; Mammalia; Rodentia; Sciuridae. The transcript has 3 exons.